Molecule: messenger RNA, 1191 nt
Organism: Racocetra persica
Lineage: Eukaryota; Fungi; Glomeromycota; Glomeromycetes; Diversisporales; Gigasporaceae
Source: the annotation of a GenBank genome assembly
AUGUAUGUUCAUAGAUGUCGGUUCGUUGAAUAUACACCUGCAGCGAUCAAUGCACUGGCUUUUACGCCAUUAUCAACUCAGCCUCUCCUUGCAUGUGGUCGAGCUAAUGGUGAGAUUGAAAUAUGGAAUCCUACUCAACGUUGGAAUUUAGAAAAGAUAAUUCCUGGCGCAAAAAACACGUCUGUCGAAGCUUUAACUUGGGUGCAUCGGACCGUCUCAAAAGAAUCCGAUAGCAAUCACUCUCAAACUAUGGAAAAACAAGAAGAAUAUUUAAACAAGCCUCCUAGACUAUUUUCUGCUAGCUCAAAUGGAUUAAUCACAGAUCUUAUGAGAAAUGAUGCCAAAGUUAUGGCAUUGGCUUGGAACACUGAUGACAAAUUUAUCGUUUCUGGCUCAUCUGAUAGUAAUAUCGUUAAAUGGAAUGUUCAUGACGCACGAGUAAUUCAAAGGAUGACUGUAGAUACUAAAAAUGGAAUGGAUAAUAUAGUUUGGGCGAUAAAUAUCCUUAAAGAUGGCACAAUUGUUAGCGGCGAUUCGUUUGGCAAUGUCUGUUUUUGGGAUAGUGAGCAUGGCACCAUGUUACAAAAAUUUAAAGCACAUGAUGCAGAUGUGCUAUGCUUGGUGUCAAAUAAAGAAGGUACUAUGGUCUUUUCAUCCGGAGUUGAUCGUAAAUGUAAUUUAUUUCGUAUGACCGAUAAUUUCGCCGCUCAAUCGUCUAAUGAUGCUGAUUCCAAUGAAGAUAAUUGGAUUUUGGUGGGGUUUCGAAGAACACAUUUACAUGAUGUGAAAGCAAUUGCUUUAAGGGAGGAUUUAAAUGAUAAAUUUUUUGUUUCUGGGGGUGUGGAUACUUCAAUUUUGGUUUCACAUUUUGAUGGAUUUCCUGAGGACAAACUCCAACGUUUACCUUUUAUUCCUCAAAAACCUUUGAUCAGUAUUUCAAAAUCAAAAAAACUUUUGAUGUAUCGAAGUACUAAUCAGAUCAAGAUGUGGAGAUUUGGUAGUGCCAAAUUGCAGGACUCUUGGCAACUUGAACAGAUUCCAAACCUGGAUUUAAUUGAACCACAGAAAGCAAUUUUGGAAAUGACCUUGAAAGGUAAUAAUCAUCUCAUGGCAAGUGCAUUAUCAGAAGAUGGCGAAUGGAUUGCAGUUUCUGAUGUAGAAACAAUAAAAGUGUUUAAAACCCAAAAUGAU